ACCAUGAGGUUCAUAGGAUGUCAAAAAUUCUUAUCAUUCGCAGCUUUGUGCAACAUGAGAUCUGCUCGAAGAACUGUUGUUUGGUCCCUUUCUCUUUUAUACUCGAUGAAUUUGACCUUUGAUGACAACAUCCUUGACAAUUCUGGAGGCUAUGCCAACCCAUUGCCUAAUGCUUCCACAAGUGAUAUCUUGGCACGCAACCAUUCGCCGGGGCCCACAGCGUCAGUGUGGGACACGUGGAGGAUUGUAUUGGACGUUGGCGAUGACGUCGCAUGGAACCCGUCAUCAUACGUGUUUUAUGCUGGUUGGCCCACCAGUGCUCUGGUUAAAAGAUUGCUUGGAAUUGCCACGUGUCGGUACCGCAUUUGUGUGGGUCCACUUUAUCUGGAGGGCCAGGUCAUGACAUUUAUUUGGACAUGGUGAAAGAACAGGGAAGCGGAACGUAGCAAUCGAUAUUAAAUGACUGGAUACAUAACAUUUUCUUUCUCGUUUAACAUAUCAC
Messenger RNA from Amborella trichopoda, 502 nucleotides. The record is from RefSeq and is a predicted model, not a curated record. Lineage: Eukaryota; Viridiplantae; Streptophyta; Magnoliopsida; Amborellales; Amborellaceae.